CCCCCCGGCCCCGCCCCCCAUGGCCCGGCCCCGCCCCCCCCUCCCCCCCCCCGGGCCCCUCUGAGCCCCCCCAAAGUCGGGAGACCCCAAAGGCCAUGUCCGGGGACUACGAGGAGGACGUUUGCCGCAGCGCGCUGCGCCUGGUGCACGAGCUCUGCUUCGCCCCCCGCGCGCGCCCGCCCCACGCGCGCUGCCUCGAGUUCACCGACCUGCUGCGGCACCGCGGCCACCCGCGCCCGGCCGACACAGAGGUGUCGGUGUCGCUGCUGUCGGUCAUUGUCACCUUCUGCGGGCUGGUCCUGCUGGGGGUCUCUCUCUUCGUCUCCUGGAAGCUCUGCUGGCUGCCCUGGCGCCACAAAGGGGGUCCCGGGGGGGUCCCCCCGAGGAAAGACCCCCCCCAGGGCGGUGGGGGAGGGGCGGCGCCUUUCGGGGACCCCCUGCCCGAGCGGGGGGACCCCCCCGAGCCCCCCCCCGAGCGCUGCUACCUGGACAUGGGGCCCUGCCCCGAAAUCGGGGGGGGGUCCCGAGCCCUGGGCCCGCCCCCCCCGCCCCUCCCCCCCCUCCCCCCCGGGGGACCCCCCCAGGGACCCCCCGAGUUUGGGGGGGAUGGAGGGGGGGGAGGGGCGGGGACCCUGCCCAGCGCCCCCUCCCAGCAGCUGGUGGGGGGCAGCUCCUCGCUGCCGCCGGUCCCCGAGGAGCCGCCGGCGCACCUGGGGCAGAUCCAGCCGGAGCUCUACGGCCCCGCCGGUGACCCCGAGCCCUUCGGCGCCCGCGGUGGCCCCGGUGGUGGCCCCGGUGGCCCGACGCCGUCCUGCGGCCGCCUGAACGUGUCCCUGCGCUACUCCUACGGCUCCCAGCAGCUCCUGGUGCGCGUCCUGCGCGCCCGGGACCUGCCGGCCAAGGACUCCAACGGCUUCUCCGACCCCUACGUGAAGAUCUACCUGCUGCCCGACCGCAAGAAGAAGUUCCAGACCAAAGUUCUGCGGCGGACGCUGAACCCCGACUGGGACGAGACCUUCAGCUUCGGGGUGCCCUUCGCAGAGCUGCCGGCGCGGCGGCUGCACUUCAGCGUCUACGACUUCGACCGCUUCUCGCGGCACGACCUCAUCGGGCAGGUGGUGCUGGACAACCUGCUGGAGGCGGCCGAGGCGCGGCCGGAGAUGGUCAUCUGGAGGGACAUCCAGGAGGGCACCGGGGUGAGUGGGGGUGGGGAUGGGGUCCCACCCCCGGUUGGGGGUUCUCAGAACCCCCAAAAUUCUAUAAAUGAUGGGUGA
Molecule: messenger RNA, 1274 nt
Organism: Taeniopygia guttata (zebra finch)
Lineage: Eukaryota; Metazoa; Chordata; Aves; Passeriformes; Estrildidae
Source: RefSeq, a predicted model, not a curated record